This is a messenger RNA of Phasianus colchicus (ring-necked pheasant), 4158 nucleotides long. RefSeq names its product ubiquinol-cytochrome c reductase complex assembly factor 1 (gene UQCC1). Gene Ontology annotation, cellular component: mitochondrion. Lineage: Eukaryota; Metazoa; Chordata; Aves; Galliformes; Phasianidae. Gene Ontology annotation, biological process: mitochondrial respiratory chain complex III assembly. The record is from RefSeq and is a predicted model, not a curated record.
GGCCGCUCUGCCGGAAGUGGCUUGAGGAGGCAUGGCGGCGCUGGCGCGGGCCGCGAGCUGCCAGGCUGAAGUAACUCAAUGGAUAGCAGCUUGCAGUGGCCUAUUACAGACAGCCAUGGUCCAAGGCCAGUGUAGGAGGAUGCUUCAUGGUAUUUUCCAGAGAUGCAAGACCGGCCAGUUCCAGCUGCCUAAAGCCUGUGGUGGAUUGAUUGAAGCCAGUGGAGCCAAAAUGCAUCAGAAUAGAUUGAUUUACAGUACAAAUAAGCAGCUUUCUGCAAAAGAUUCUGUGCAGGCAUCUGAGGAGAAAGUGGGUCCUUUCACAAGGAUAAUAGAAGCGAUGGGUUUCACAGGUCCACUGAAGUACAGCAGAUGGAAAAUUAAGGUAGCAGCUUUGCGCAUGUACACGUGCUGUGUGGAGAAAACUGACUACGAGGAAUUUUUUAACAGGUGCCAAAUGCCUGAUACAUUGAAUUCAUGGUUUCUAGUAGCCCAGCUUCAUGUCUGGAUGUGUCUGGUGCGAAUGAAGCAGGAGGGUCGAGCAGGAAAAUACAUGUGUCGCUAUAUUGUCCACUGCAUGUGGGAGGAUGUUGAGCAGCGUGGCAAGGUGAUGGGGAUUAAUUCUGUUGUUCUAAAGCAAGAUUUGAGAAGUAUGGUGGAAAAUUUCUAUGCAGCUCUGUUUGGAUAUGAUGAGGGAAUCCUGUCUGAUGAUCACGUUCUGGCAGCAGCUCUGUGGAGGAACCUUUUUAACAGGAACUGUGAGGACCCUCGGCAUCUGGAGUUACUCGUGGAGUAUGUGCGCAAGCAGGUGCAGCACCUGGAUGCACUGAGCGGGGAGGACCUGCUGCUGACAGGUGAGGUGAGCUGGAGGCCUCUCGUGGAGAGCAACGCUCGCAGCAUCCUCAAGCCCCUUUCUCCUGUUUACAACGACGAAGGACUCUGAGAGCAUUCGUCAAAGCAGCUUGGGAAACAGGCCUGAAACUGAAUUGGGCUGAGGCUGUGGGAUCAGGAAGGAAAGUUUGCUGUUGAAAAAGAAUGUAUUUAAAUAGAUGUCUUACCUGUGGUGACUUGGUAGCAAAUUGGACAGCCAUAGUCUUCUGAAUUUUCACCUGGCUUGAGAACCUCUGUUCUUUUUAUGGCACAGAGUGGUCCUUGCACGCAGAUUGCAAGACCUGCCUUCCAUCUUUGGGAAAACAGCUAUUUUAACCGUGAUUUAGUUAUCUCCAGAAGCCAUUUCUAUCCCUUGCCUCAUUUGGAGAGCUGCUACCUACAGAAACAAUGGUAUUCCUCUGCUGGCUUGAAUGGUUGUGAAUACAAAUCUGUGCUUUGCAUUGUAGACAUUAAUGAAUUCUAAAAGCCUGGUAUCAAGAAAGAACGGCCCAUUUUUCUUUCAUAGAGUUAAGAAUUAUUUAUCAGGUUCUGAAGGAUUUUCUAUGAAAAUCCUUCUUAGGAACUCUCUGCUCUGUUGCACAAGAAUAGGAGGAUGCAAGGAAUAAUGCACAGUCCUCAGUAGUCCUCUGUGACUGUAGCCAUCUUAAUGAAGAAAGAGUCUGAAACGUGUUUGGGCUGCCACCCAAGGCUGUCUCAGAGUGCUUGGUAUUUCAGAGGAGCUCUGCCCUGCUGAUAGCUCCAUAUCCUUUUUAGAGCUGUGGUCUAAGAAUUUCUUCCUGAAAUGACAUCUCUGUUUCUGUCCAUGGCUCUUAAUGGCAUAGGACCGUGCUGCCUUCCACCCCAAAGCAGUGGUCCAGGGCUUUUCAACAAGACCUAUCAACCCCAGCUAACAGUUGUUAUGGCUGUGCAAGCAAAUUACACUGAUCCAGUAAUUAUGGGAGCCGGAGCUCCACUAAUUAAACCAGCAGAGGCUGAGGUGUACUGCAUAGGUGGAUGGUUCACAGGGCUAUUUUCAGGCCAAAACAGUUUUCAUUUUACUCCUGUCAAAAUUGCAGUUGGUAAUAAAUGCCAUUCUGGGUACAAUCCAUGCGUGUGCAUUUUCUAUGCUCUGCAAGACUUUGAUAAGAAUCAGCCCUCUGAUAUUAAGGCGUAUUCCUAAUAAUAGUAUUAUGCAAAAGUCAAGGGUGAUAAUUCUUUAGUUGAUGAGGUGAUGUUUCCGUUGAAAUUGUGACUGCCUGGAUGUGACUGUUCUUCUUUCUGAAGCUGUUUUGGUGAGUACCUGACAUCCCUCCUCUGAACAGCAGUUGGGUGUAGCAUACAGGCUCCCAAACACUGGCUUGCUUUUUUUUUUUCCCCUUUGCCUUCUCUUAAGGAGCCUUCUCUGUAUAAAAAAGGCAUUUUGUUAUUUUUUUUUUUCCAGGGCGAACUUCCUCAGUUUAACUUGUUAUAAAAUGAGUCAUGUAAAGAAACCCUCAAUGUGUGAGGUGUAUCCCUUCUCUGUGAAAACAUUACAGACCAAACAACUUGCUUGCAGUUUAUUUAAGAUGCUUUUGUUGAAAGCUGAGCUAAGCAGAGAAACCUCUUAUGUGUGAAGUAUUAUACAGUGUGUGUGAGAUAAUAACACCUUGUAAUUCAUUACAGCUGGGUUGUAUUUACAUAAAAGAAGGCUGAGCUGUGUAGGAAUUUGCUGAUUAAUUUAUUUUUAAUGGGAGUGAAGUAUACCAAGUACCAAAAUAAACUUUACUUUGUGUAUCUUACUGCUCCUGAAAUAGGUGGAAAAAUUAAUGGUAGAUAUUUUGGCUCAAAGCUACAUACAUUAAUUCACAUACAAAACAGUCAUUUAAACUUUAACCCCUUUCCUGCUAUGUAAUUUAAACCUGGACUCGUGUUACCCAUGCCAUGGGAACACAGGACUGGGCAUACAUCACCUCCUAAGGCAGAGCACCCGGUGCUGGAUGCUGCUUGGAGCUGUGUAGUGGCUGUGGUGUUGAUGCUGCAGGGCCAGCAAGGCGGCAGCAUUCAUGGGACCAUUAGCCUGGGGACAGCACUUGCCUUUGGUGGUAUGGGUGUGGGACAGCCAAAUGGCCAAAACUGAAGCUUCUCCUCGGUUUAUGGGCAAGAGGCUUCAGAGUUCAUAGUGCUGGUUUGUGGUUGAUGUCAUCUGCUUUUGUAGUUAUUAAUAUGAGGAUGGAAAGACCUAUAAUCUUGGUGCAGAAGAUGCCUUCAACCGCCCCACUGUUAUGGAGCCGAGCCAGCGGUCACGGUGUGUUUUGGACAGAAAGGUGUGGGACAUGCUAAGAGAACAAGGUAGAUGCUGUCUGUGAAUUAAUAGUCAUCCCUUUUAAAGAGGAGACAUGCACUGGAGGCUGCACAGGACCAGAGAAGACUGCUUCCCAGCCAUUAGUUACCUGGAGACAGCGUUUGGAUGUAAAGUACGAGUCCUGCUCUUCAGAGAUGCAUGCCAAUAGGCUAGAAACAUGCCACUGCCUGCAUCUUAUGGCACCUUUACAACCAGAAUUUAGGGUCCUUGAGAGAGAAUAUACAUUGCCAGUAGCAAAAUCUGCACCUUGCAAGCACUGCAGCAGCAAUGAUCAGCAGUUAAACGAUUGCUAUGUACAGAAGUGCAGCGAAACACAGUUAUUUUAACUGAAUGUUCCAAAGGCUGCUUUCCCAUUGUGAAGGUUUUGCAAAGGGAAUCGUUAGAAGUGUUUUGUUUAUGGACAGUUCUUUCUGCUGCAUCAGCCUGGGGGCACUGACUGUAUUUUAAGUGAAUAAAUGGAUGUACAUUUCUUCUGGAAGGAGCCGUGUUGAGCACUUAGUCAUCCAGCCUGCUCUCCUGUGUCACCUACAGAGUUUGGAGAUUGCUGUUCAUUCUAAAGGAGUUGUUCCCCUAUUGUCAAGAGAGACAAGCCUCUGCAAGCACUCAUUUCUGCUAGAUUGUGGCUUCCUUGUUUCUGUGAACAGCAAGCAAAGGCUGACCCUUGGUGUCCUUUCCUCUUGUGCAGCAGCAGGAGCGCAGGAGUGUUCUGCCUGCAGAGCCAAACCUGGGAUGUCUCUUGCUGCAGUUAUAUUUUGAGAUGUGCUGGGGCUGGGGGCAGCCAUCUGAUACCCUUUUGGAUCCCUGAUCUUUAUUUUGGGUGGUGACAUGUUUUUCUGCAGUUUGUUCCUGUGUUCACAUCUCUUGUUGGUGUUUGUAUCUAACAGUUUUCUCCUUUUUCUCAAGACAGCUACAGCACUAAGAUUGCAAGCAUCCUCAGUGAUGUGUGUGUU